Acanthosepion pharaonis is the source of this 828-nucleotide messenger RNA. NCBI's taxonomy places the organism in Eukaryota, Metazoa, Mollusca, Cephalopoda, Sepiida, Sepiidae. The record is from the annotation of a GenBank genome assembly.
AUGUCGGCGUCGGCGUCUCAACGAAAAACUCUGAGCAUUUCUGAACAGUUGGAGCUCAUCGACGAUGUCAAAGUGAAGAAACUCAAACUGGCCGCUGCAGCCAAAAAGUACGGAAUCGGUUAUUCAACAACAGCAAAAAUUCUCAAGAAAGAAGACGAUCUCAGAUCUUGCAUGCAAAUGAACGGAAACACUAAUCGCAAACGAAAGCGCCAAUCCGUGCACAAGGACGUUAACGAAGCGCUUACACAAUGGUUUACGCAAGCAUGUGCUCAAGGAGCUACCGUCACCGAUCACGUCAUCAGGCAGAAAGCAUCACAACUGGCCGUAAAUCUUGAAGUUGAUUUUGAACCGAGCAAUGGCUGGCUCAUGCGCUGGAAGCAGGUCAAUAACGUUUCUUUCAAAAAAUUUCACGGCGAAUCAACGUCAGCAGAUCACGGUUCUGCCAACGAAUGGGUGACAAACGUUUUGCCGCAACUUUUUCGUGGAUAUGAUCCAAAAGAUGUUUGGAACUGUGAUGAAACGGGAAUUUUCUACAAAGCCAUGCCGUCUGGACCUUUGCGAUUUGCCGGCGACGAACAUUCAAAUGGGACAAAAGUUCCCAAAGACAGACUCACGAUGCUUCAGUUCACAAACAUGGACGGCAGUGAAAAGCAAGCUGUAGUUGUUGGUAAGUCGGCAAAACUACGCUGCUUUAAAAAUGUCAAAACUCUGCCGUUUUCUUACUUCGCUAAUCGUAAAGCCUGGAAGACUAGUCAGCUGUUUACUGACGUUAUGAAUUGCUCAAAAUCGAAAGAUUAUUCUGUUUUUGGACAAUGCAACUUGUCAUAA